Puccinia triticina is the source of this 732-nucleotide messenger RNA. RefSeq lists its product as uncharacterized. Lineage: Eukaryota; Fungi; Basidiomycota; Pucciniomycetes; Pucciniales; Pucciniaceae. The record is from RefSeq and is a predicted model, not a curated record. Gene Ontology annotation, biological process: translation. The coding region runs from base 1 to 732 and encodes 243 amino acids. Gene Ontology annotation, cellular component: ribosome. Gene Ontology annotation, molecular function: structural constituent of ribosome. The transcript has 4 exons.
AUGAAGCUCAACAUCGCCAACCCAGCCACCGGUCAACAAAAGAGUAUCGAGAUCGAUGACGAGCGUAGGACCCGAAUCUUCUACGAAAAACGGAUGGGUCAGGAUGUUGAAGCUGAUGCCCUCGGAGAUGAGUUCAAGGGCUACACUUUCAGAAUCUCCGGAGGAAACGACAAGCAAGGUUUCCCCAUGAAACAAGGUGUCCUGACACCCAAGCGAGUUCGCCUUUUGCUCGGCGAGGGUCACUCGUGCUUCCGCGCCCGUCGGGUCGGUGAGCGCAAACGUAAAUCCGUCCGCGGAUGCAUCGUCGCCUCCGAUAUCGCCGCCUUGUCCCUCAUCGUCAUCAAGCAAGGCGAUCAUGACAUCGCCGGAUUGACCGACAACGUCCUCCCCCGUCGUCUCGGUCCCAAGCGAGCUACCAAGAUCCGCCGAUUCUUCAACCUCACCAAGGAAGAUGAUGUCCGCAAGUUUGUCGUUCGCCGUGAAGUUAAGAGCGCCAAGAACCCGGAAGCCAAGCCCUACACCAAGGCCCCCAAGAUCCAACGAUUGGUCACUCCGAUCCGUCUUCAACGCCGAAGACAUCUCCGAUCAUUGAACCGUCGCCGCAACGAAGCCCAGAAGGCACAAGUCGCCGAGUACAAGGAGGUUGUAGCCAAACGCCAGGCUGAGCGCAAGGCCAAGCUGGCAGCUGUCAAGUCGCGAAAGCACGCCGCCGCCGCUGCUCAACAUAAAUGA